Molecule: messenger RNA, 1109 nt
Organism: Coffea eugenioides
Lineage: Eukaryota; Viridiplantae; Streptophyta; Magnoliopsida; Gentianales; Rubiaceae
Product: glyoxylate/hydroxypyruvate reductase HPR3
Exons: 2
Coding region: 39-1043 (334 amino acids)
Cellular component (GO): cytosol
Molecular function (GO): NAD binding; hydroxypyruvate reductase [NAD(P)H] activity; glyoxylate reductase (NADPH) activity
Source: RefSeq, a predicted model, not a curated record
CCUACUUUCUAAGUUUCAAUCCUCAACUCAAAAGCCUCAUGGCUCAAAUUCACACGAACCAAACAUUAUCAGUAAAUCUUCCCCAAGUCUUAGUCCUAGGUCCGCCGAGUAUAUUUCGCAUAUACGAGAAGCAUCUUUCACAGAAAUUCAUGUUGCUUAAACCGUGGGAAUCUCCUAUUCCCUUGGAAGAGUUCCUCUCCAUACAUGCACAAAAUACAACAGCAGUUCUUACUUCAUCCGUCGUUGCGUACCUUAGUUCCGCCCUCCGCCUUCUACCGUCUGUCCGUCUCGUUGUUACCAGCAGCGUUGGCCCGGACCAUAUUGAUCUUAAGGAGUGUCGCCGCCGCGGUAUUUCGGUGGCCUACGCCUCUUCUGUCUUCUCCGCCGAUGUAGCCGACUUGGCAGUUGGGCUGUGGGUUGACGUGUUGAGGAAAAUCAGUGCUGCUAAUUGCUUUCUAAAAACUGGGCUUUGGCCUGUUAAAGGAGAUUAUCCUCUUGCAACCAAGCUGGGAGGCAAGCGAGUUGGGAUAAUUGGACUGGGCAGGAUUGGCCAGGAAGUUGCGAAGAGGCUUGAGGCCUUUGGCUGCAAAAUCUCAUACCAAUCCAGGGAGAAGAAGCCUUCUGUUUCAUACCCUUUUUAUACUGAUGUCUGUGAACUAGCAUCCAACUCCGACGUUCUUAUUAUUUGUUGUGCAUUGAAUGACCAAACCUAUCACCUGAUCAACAGGGAAGUUCUCCAGGCACUAGGUAGGCAAGGAGUAAUUAUUAAUGCUGCUCGUGGAGCCAUCAUAGAUGAGAAGGCAUUGGUGCAGUUCUUGCAGGAAGGAAAAAUUGCAGGAGCAGGGUUGGAUGUUUUUGAACAUGAACCUAAUGUUCCUGAAGAGCUGCUUGAAUUGGAUAAUGUUGUGUUUUCACCACAUUCUGCCGUCUUCACAGAGGAAUCUUGUAAGGAUUUGUACGAUCUCGUGGUCGGGAAUUUGGAAGCUUUCUUCUCAAACAAACCAUUACUUUCUCCUGUACAAUUCGAUGAUUUCAUGCGUUGAUUGCACUGUAAUUUGACAAUAUCUCGUCCUUCAAUCUUGUGGAUGAAUUACUGGCUUCUUCAGCUC